AGUGAUAAGGAAUUUAGUGUUUUCAAAAAACGAAUUAAUUUAUUUACAUUAUUGUUCUUAUGAUGGUAAUGUAAAAAUAAUAUCGUAUUUGUUCGUUGUUUUCGUGUUUCAUGUUCGUGCCGAACACGAUGGCGAUCUGAGAAGUAGGAGCUGUUCGAUUUAUUCAUCGUUGACUUCUUUGUUGCAAUGUCGAUCGUCAACCAUGGCUAUGAAAAAAGUAUUAACUAAAUGCAAAUUUGACGAAGGCGAAAAAGUUUUAUGUUACGAGCCAGAUCCUGCGAAAACCAAAGUUCUCUAUGAUUCAAAGGUUUUAAAAGUGGUUCCUGAAAAAGAUGAACAAGGUCGCAAAUUCUUCAAGUUUCUCAUUCAUUUUCAAGGAUGGAAUUCUACAUGGGAUCGAUAUGUUACUGAUGAAUUUAUUUUAAAAGAUACUGAAGACAAUCGUAAACUUCAAAAAGAACUGGCUGAAGAAGCUCAACUUACGCCUGGUGGCCACUUGUAUAGAAAAGAACGGAAAAAAAAAGUGAAAACCGAAUCAAAACCAGUAGUAAUAUUAGAGCCAGAAAUAAAUCCUAUAAAUGAAAAGUCUAUGAUAGAAGACGAUAUCAUACCAGUGCCUAGUGAUACAAUACUGUUACCUAAAAGAAAGUUACCGAUACUUGAAUUUCCGGAUAAUUUAAAAUAUCAUACGGGAUUGAACUGUUAUUUAGCUCAUGAAAAGAAUACUUUAGUGAAGUUACCUUGCCAGCCUAAUGUAGUUACACUAUUGGAAAAUUACCUAAAGCAUUUAGCUAGAAAUAACUUUACAGAUAAUAAAGUAACUACUAAAAAGAUCCGUCAACCUGAAGUACUUGACAAACAACAACUAGAAAAACGUUACAAAAUUUGUGUAGAAGUAUUAGAUGGUCUGCGAAUUUGUUUUAACACUUACUUGUUCAGGAGAUUAUUAGUAAAUGAAGAUGAACAAGCCCAAUAUUAUGAGGCAUUAAAAUGUGCUGUUCAACCACCUGUAAAUUCUUCAUCCCAGAAUGGUGAACAAGAACAUUUUAAUAUUCCAAAUGGCGAAGAACUAGAAAAUAAUGUUCAUGAAAAUAAAAACUGUGUUAAAGGCAAACGAGAUAAAACAAGUAGUUCAAACAGUCAAUAUGCUCAGUCCCAAAAAACAUGUUCAGAUUGCAGUUUAACAAAAUCUCAAUGUUCAAAAAUUGUUCAAGAUAUGUUUGAGAAAGUACGUGAUGAGUAUGUAUCUAAAGCAGAUACAUGGAAAGCUGUUCCAGAUAGUGCAUAUGAUGAAGAAAUAAAACAGCCAGCAAUUAUUUAUGGUGUUUACCACCUUUUAAGGCUUUUGGAAAAUUUGCCAAAAAUAUUGGCAUACACUGAAGUGGAAGGUGAAAAACUAACGGUUAUUUAUUCAUACAGCAAUGGACUGUUAAAUUAUCUUUCAACCCAAACUCAUUUGUUUGGGAUGCAGUAUUAUGUGAAAAACGAGAUGGAUGACUCUUUAAAAUCAAUUCGAAAUCACAAAAAUCAGAAAAUUUAACUUAUUUUAAGUCAACUAUUAUAUGUUUAUAUACAUUAAUAUAUGUACAGAGAGUGAUCCACAAACCAACAAUUAUUUCUAAAAAUAUUAAUUAAAUAUUAUAAUUGAUUCACCUUAACAAAUAAUAAUAAUUUAAUGUAUAAUAUUUAUGUUAUUGAAAUUUAAUUUUCGACAUUUGACUCUUCUCCAUUAGUGUUCUAAAAAUAUUAGCAGUUCUUAUUCACUUUUAUUAUUUUAAAUGAAACUAUAGCCUAUUAAUGAGUUUGUAAUAAAUAAUAGUUAACAGUGAUGCUCAUCCCUACCUUCUGUUUCACUAUUACAACCAUAACUAAAUAACUAAUAUGUUCAAAUUGUAAUAUUAUAUAAUAAUAACUAAUUGUAAGACUAUGGUUGAUUUAUGCUUAUAGUAUUAAACCAAUAACUCUCCCAUGUAUAUAUAUAUUUUAAGGGUAAUAUAAACCAUUGACAGUAAUAGUUUUAAAAAUUUGGAUGGAUUCCGUUGUUACAUUAUUAAAUUUAGACACUGUUAACGCAAAAAGUAGAAAUUUUCAGAUAUAAUUGUUGGAACAUCACUUUUAAAUACCUAAUCAGUCUCAGAAUUAUUGUUAUUGUUUAGGUAUAAUAAUAAUAAUUAUUUUUUUUUAUUAUAAAUUUUCCAUAAAUGUAAUUAAAAUUAAGCAAACACACAUUUGUAAUUAUUGAA
This is a messenger RNA of Sipha flava (yellow sugarcane aphid), 2243 nucleotides long. It is a transcript of the gene msl-3, whose product is annotated as male-specific lethal 3 homolog. The transcript is spliced from 11 exons. The record is from RefSeq and is a predicted model, not a curated record. The coding region runs from base 203 to 1540 and encodes 445 amino acids. Gene Ontology annotation, cellular component: MSL complex; nucleus; NuA4 histone acetyltransferase complex. Lineage: Eukaryota; Metazoa; Arthropoda; Insecta; Hemiptera; Aphididae. Gene Ontology annotation, biological process: regulation of DNA-templated transcription; chromatin organization.